UGCUUCUUCACCUCCUUCCUCUUCUUGGCGAUCGUGCCUGCCGAUUUAUCGCCUUCAUUGCAGCACAAGCAGUUGAUUGGAGAGAACUCAGUCAUAAGGCAAGCGAAUGAGAAGCUGAAUUCAAUUAAGCAGGAAGUCGAUGGGGGAGUGAAAUUGCCUGCUGGAAUUAUUUUGAAAGAUAAACACUAUCACGAGACAACAGCCAAUGACGUAGGAAAUGACCAUACUGGGGGUUUGCGAGGUGAUGGUGCAGAUGAGGAAUUUCAGUCGCAGGAUAUAGCUAAUUUUCCUGAUCAAAAGGAGAAAUCUACUCUGGUAUCAACAGGAGAACAAAGUGGAAUCCAUGUGAAACAACCAUUAAUAAGUGAGAAGGUGAGUGAGAUGGAAGAUCAGCUAAUCACCGCAAAGAUGUACUUGCAAUUUGCUCCACCAAAUAGCAAUUCCCGUUUAGUAAGAGAGCUGAAAGUAAGAAUAAAAGAGAUUCAAAAGGUACUUGGUCAGGGCAGAGGUUCAAAUUUACCAAGAAACGCUUUACAGAAAAUGAGAGCCAUGGAAGAUACUUUGUCCAAGGCCAACAAAGCUUAUCCAGAAUGCUCUGCUAUGGCAUCGAAGCUACGUGCUAUGACUCAAAAUUCUGAAGAACAACUAAGAGCGCAGAAGAAUCAAGCUUCUUAUCUCAUCCAGCUUACCGCCAGCACCUUCCCUAAAGGUCUUCACUGUCUAUCCAUGCGGCUUACCACACAAUACUUCGCUACAGAUCCCAAAGUUUGGCAGUUUCCUAAUAAAGACAAAAUGCAGAAAAAAAAUUUAUAUCAUUAUGCCAUUUUUUCUGAUAAUAUUUUAGCGUGUGCCGUGGUGGUGAACUCAACCAUCUCUUCUUCUGCUGUACCUGACAAAAUUGUCUUUCAUGUUGUGACUGAUUCUCUUAACUUCCCAUCAAUGAUGAUGUGGUUUCUGUUGAAUCCACCUGGUCAAGCCACAAUCGAGAUUCAAAACAUCGACAAGCUCAAAUCACUCCCUGAUGAUUUUACUUCAAUGAUUAAGCAGUCGGGUGUACGAGAUCCAAGAUUCAUUUCCCCACUCAAUCAUCUCCGCUUCUAUUUGCCAGAAAUCUUUCCUUACCUAAACAAGAUUUUACUUUUGGAUCAUGAUGUUGUGGUUCAGAAAGAUCUCAGGGGGUUAUGGAAAAUGGAUAUGAAGGGAAAAGUCCUUGGAGUGGUUGAGACAUGCGGGAAAGGUGAUGCAUCUCAUCGGUUGGAUAUGCUUGUUGACUUUUCUGAACCAACCAUUGCAAAUAAUUUUGACGCUGAGGCAUGCCUGUGGGCAUUUGGGAUGAAUAUCUUUGACUUGCAUGAGUGGCGAAGACGUGGGUUAACUCGAGUUUACAAUAAAUGGCUUCAACUGGUAAGGAAGGAGCAAUCAUGGAAGGCAGGAAGCUUACCAUUGGGCCAGCUCACAUUUUACAACCACACAUUAGCUUUCGACAGGAGAUGGCACUUGGUUGGCCUCGGACAAGAUUCAGGCAUCGAUGGAAAAGAGAUCGAGAGGGCAGCAGUCAUCCACUACAAUGGAUACAUGAAACCAUGGCUUGAGAUUGGUAUUCAGAGAUUCAGAGGUUACUGGAACAACUUCCUCAAUUACGAUCAGCCGUAUCUGCAGCAAUGCAACAUUCAUGAGUAGGAUUAGUCACAUUUCCCAUUCUUUCUCUUCUUCUCAUGUAAACUAAUAGAGCUCAUCCCAAUUCUUUUUCGGUAGACCCCCGACAGAAUAAGAGUGCUCCUUUCGAGUUCUCUUUUCCCCUUUACUUUCUUAUUACCCGCAGGAUUGGUUCAUGGUUCUUGUAAGAAUAUGUUAACAUGUACAUUUGAUUCGAAAAUUUUCUGAUUACUUCUGGUCAUGUACUCAUAAAGAUAUUGUCUCAAAUUGCAUGGAAGGAUGAUUUGUACAUGUGGAAUGUACUGAUCCAAUACUUGAGGAUGAAAGUUCUGAUGAAAGUUUUCCU
Molecule: messenger RNA, 2002 nt
Organism: Asparagus officinalis (garden asparagus)
Lineage: Eukaryota; Viridiplantae; Streptophyta; Magnoliopsida; Asparagales; Asparagaceae
Product: probable galacturonosyltransferase 6
Exons: 9
Molecular function (GO): polygalacturonate 4-alpha-galacturonosyltransferase activity
Source: RefSeq, a predicted model, not a curated record